Molecule: messenger RNA, 3854 nt
Organism: Doryrhamphus excisus (bluestripe pipefish)
Lineage: Eukaryota; Metazoa; Chordata; Actinopteri; Syngnathiformes; Syngnathidae
Product: heparan sulfate glucosamine 3-O-sulfotransferase 2-like
Molecular function (GO): [heparan sulfate]-glucosamine 3-sulfotransferase activity
Source: RefSeq, a predicted model, not a curated record
UGUCAAGUCAAAGCCAAAGCUUGUUUAACGCAAAUAUGCCGUGACGUCACUGCCUUGCAAUCCUGCUGGAGUCAGUUGAAGUUGUCAGAGAAUGUGCGCGCGUCCUCACCGGUGCGUCAUGACCGCUGCCAAGAAGAGCGGCACUCUCGGUGGAGGAGGAAGAAGAGGAGGGUGUCUUCUGGAGGAUGGAAGUUUGGACCCGCGUCCGAGGAGAUGGGAUGUGAGCUUUUUAACGCUUUGCAGACAUUUGGGAAGAUUGAUUUAAAAAGAUGCACUGUUGGAAUCCAAGGAGAGAUGGCAUGUGCGCUCCUCUUCAGUCGCCGGCUCACAAAAACAUCAGUGUGCUUGCUGUCCCUUCUCUUCUCCUUCAUGUGUUACUGCGCUUUAUUCCACUCGGACCCACUCAUAAUGCCGGCCUCGGGGGAUCCAGCUCCAAGCUGCCGUCAGCCGGGGGCUGAUGGUAGCUCCCGGCGUCUUAGCCUCUCAUGCGCCUCCACCUCCUCUUCUUCUCUUCCUCCUCCGUCCCAUCCAGCCGAGAGGCCACCUUCUGCUCCGCUCCACGCCAAGACCGACACGCCCAGCCCCCCCGUGGGCCAUUCAAAGUUUGGGAAUAAGAAGUUACCCAAUGCUAUCAUAGUUGGAGUGAAGAAGGGCGGUACCAGGGCGGUUCUGGAGUUCAUACGGAUCCAUCCGGACGUGAGAGCUGCCGGUACCGAAACGCACUUUUUUGACCGGAACUAUAACAGAGGACUGGAGUGGUACAGAGGUUUGAUGCCAAGGACUCUUGAAGGCCAAAUCACAAUGGAGAAGACGCCAAGCUACUUUGUCACAAAAGAGACACCGCACCGGAUAGCCAUCAUGUCCCAAGACGCCAGACUCAUUGUGGUGGUCCGAGACCCUGUCACCCGAGCCAUAUCCGACUACACGCAGACUUUGUCCAAAAAUCCCGACCUGCCAAGUUUCCAAGAGUUGGCGUUCCAGAACCAAACCUCAGGCUCGGUGGACACAUCCUGGAACGCCAUUCGCAUCGGUCUGUACGCCCUUCACCUGGAGAACUGGCUGCGCUACUUCCCUCUGGCUCAGAUCCACUUCGUCAGUGGCGAACGCCUCAUUACGGACCCGGCCGGUGAGCUGGCACGGGUGCAGGACUUUCUGGGGCUUAAGCGCAUUGUCACGGACAAGCACUUCUACUUCAACCGUACCAAAGGCUUCCCGUGCCUCAAGAAGCCAGAGAGCAGUGGCUCACCACGUUGCCUGGGAAAGUCCAAGGGAAGGACUCAUGUACAGAUCGACCGGGACGCCAUCGAGCAGCUGCGAGACUUCUACAGACCAUUUAAUGUCAAGUUCUAUGAAAUGGUGGGUCAUGAUUUCAAGUGGGAGUAGAGACCAAGGACACUGAGCCAAGAUAUGAGAGCCAAGAUAUGAGAUGAACACGCAUCACCUCAACGUCACGAUUUUGUGUUUCUUUACAUUCAUACUUACUUAUGAAGAGUCAGAAGAAUCAGUUUGUCUUAAACCCAAGACCUUGGAUAUAUUCAUAUUUUCAGGAAUAGCUGCAGAUGAUUCCAAAGUAAAGACAUAACGUAACGUAGGAAUCACUUUAGAGCAACGCAACCACCCAACACAAUUGAUUGAAUCUACUGUGUGGCAUUGAUGAGGGCACAGUACUCAGCUGCAACCAGUGGAGGCGCUCUUGAUUCAUUCAUUCAUUUUUUUACCGUUGCGGGGGUGCUGGAGUACCCCCGCAACCCUGUUUUUGGGCGAGAGGCGGGGUACACCCUGGACUGGUGGCCAGCCAAUCACAGGGCACAUAUAGACAAACAACCAUUCACACUCACAUUCAUACCUAUGGACAAUUUGGAGUCGCCAAUUAACCUAGCAUGUUUUUGGAAUGUGGGAGGUAACCGGAGUACCCGGAGAAAAAACACACAUGGGGGAGAACAUGCAAACUCCACACAGAGAUGGCCGAGGGUGGAAUUGAACUCGGGUCUCCUAGAGCUAGGAGAAAGCUGAAAGCUGAAGACUGAAAGCUAGGAGACUCCUAGUCUCAACUAAAAGAACAACGUGGCAUCAGCUAGGGGAAGUUCAGCUUCAAUUUCACAACCGGACAACUACACCGGCAUGGAAACAGAAGUUCAGAACAUUCACAGAAAUAUUCUCCUAUCCCUCCAAAAAUUUAAUUCUUCAUUUUCAUUUUCAUUCUUCAAUUUCCACCAAUAAUUUUGGUUGGCAAACUUUUCUCAUGACAAUUUAUUCCAAUGUCACACAAAAAGUGACAGCAGUCAAGGGAGGCAGUUAUGAUGAAAAAAACAAAAACAGUAUUCAAACUGUAUUUAAAAAAUGUAUUUGCUGUAUGAGUCCAAUGAUUAACAUUUUCUUCUAUAAAAAUCGCUGAAUUUGCACAUUUCUUGAUCAAGUGAGGCUGCCACAAUCAAGAGCAUUGAGUUGCAUCAUAAUAUACACCUUGACUUUCUACUGUCGUUAAAGGAAAAGAGCACUUAUUAAAAAUGUUGCCCAUCAUUCACAGUCCUUGUGUGAAACAUGAACACAUAUUUCUUUCCCUUUCCUGUGCAUUCUACCGAGAGAAAACAAGUUAAUAUGAGCUAGCUAACAAUGGAUAUCAUGGGAGGUACCUAUUUUGACGCUAAAGGGUUUGGCAUUAUGACAAAAAUAAUAGAUUUUUAAUGACAGAAUGGUUUACUGCUGGGGUGGCUUAGAAGGAGCAACAUCUAACAUCCAGUCUUGAGAAAAUAAGUAAAAUAUUUUUUGGGAUACCGUAGUUCAGACAUGAGAUGAUAUAUAAAAAUGACAUUAUAAAGAAAGUUUCACAGUUUAGUUUGCUACUGUACGGAUCAGGUUUAACGUGGGAUGACAUCAUAGCACAGGAAAGGAAAAACGAAACAGUUCAGUACCUCUAAACAAGAACCACAGUGGUUUUUUGUAGAAAUGAGAUUUAUUUAUUGAUCAUCAAAUCAAUGCACAGCACUGUGUAGCGCCACUACAAUGCCGCAAAAGUAGAAAGUGAAAUAUUUAAGUCGGAUAUUUUGUUAUUUAGGCCCCAAUACCCGGUCAUUGGAAGAUGUCUAGUGCCAGUCUCAAACCAAUGUUGCAAAAAACUAAGUAGAAACUAAGCUAAAUCACAGAGCUGGUACUGUUUGCAAUGGAAUUGUCAUAAAAUGCUUAAAUAAUGAAAAAAGCACUAUUAUUACUAAUGUCAUUGGAAUUGUAAAGAUGUUUUCAUGUAUGCCAGUUAUGUUGCUUCACAAACAAAGACCAUUUUAACAAGGCAUUGAAUUGACCCUGAGAACAUGCUACCGAGGAACCUUAUGGCUGAUUGUUUGUUUUUCUUUUCAAAGUAUGUAAUUGCUGCUCCUCCUGUGAUGCACUCUAUGGGCAUGGUUGCUUUAUUUCUGUAAUACAAAUCAAUGUCCUUCAAGGUGAAAACUGGCAAUCGUGAAUAAAAUCUUAACUCCAAACAUACUUUCACGCUCAAACACUCAGUGUUAUUUCAUCUGCAUUCUUGGCACAUGAGAGCAAAAUAAAAAAAAUAAAAAAUCUUUGGAGAUGCGUUGUAGUCGCCAAGACUGAGCUGCGGGCGGCGGUGGUGGUAUGAUAGGCGGACGAGUGGGUGUUAGGAAUUUCAAUCACAGUGUAAAGACAAAGGAGGAGGCAGCUCACUGUGGCAGGUUAUCAAAUAGACUGGGAGUCACAUGACUGCGGGAAAAAGUUGGAAUUUGGCCUUGUGCUGAAUACUGACAAGUGAGACACGGGUCAUCUGCUACCUGACAAGCAAGUACAGUAUAUCACUGUUAUCAUGUGUAGCAGGGUGCAUUGAAACAUUACACCCUAGGAUA